GUUGUUGGAUUUCGUACGGUACGGUCGUGGUGCGCUUGGUUGCUUCGAGGCGGAUAAAAUGCCAACUUGACGCUCUUUAUUUAGUUAAAAACAUUACACACGCGUAGCGCCAAAAAACAUAAAAAAAAACACAUACAAGUUACAACAGAUAAAGUGUUCGAGGAGCAUGUAAUUCGUGUAAAUUUUAUUCAAUAACAACAACAAAAAAAACCACCACAAAAAUCACAAACAACAACCAAACUUUAUUUUUAUGAAUGCCAAAUACAUGUGUAGUUUAACAACAAAAAAAGAAACCACAAACUGUUUAUACACAUUUAUUAGAUAAGAAGAAAUGCGCAGAAAAUUGCAAAUAAAAAAAAUAUCAAAUAGAACUCAAUGAACACAAACAAAUGUGCAAUUAUUCCAAGUGAAAAAAAAGUACAGCUGUCAGCGAUCGUCCAAGGAUACAACUUUAGAUACAUCAUAAACCAUAAAAUAUGGUAUGAAAGAACAUGCCUCAAAGCCUUAGCCAAAGUUGCAACUAGAAGAGCAGGAGAGAAGACAGAGAGAGAGAGAGACCGUAGGCAAUUGAUUUGAAUGGUCGUGAGUGUGGAACGCGAUAGCUUGGAUAACAUAAAUGCAACAAUAUGUCGGCGAAAUCAAGAAACACGAUGGAGCAGUACACAAAUCCCUCCUUCGAGCAGGAAUGCAAUCCAACAGCAGCAGCCACCACAACGAUAGGAGGAGGAGGAGCGGGAGCGGGAGCCGGAGGAAGUGCGGUGACAGCUGCCGUGCCAGUUGGAGGAGGAUUAGGCACAGUUACAGUUGCAGCAGCUGCAGGCGAUGCCGAUGGAGCGACACAUCGCAAAGGUCACAGGCGACAGGAAUCGAUGUACCAGAUGACAGGCCUCUACUCGGAGGCGAAUAGUGGCGACGACAGCAGCAUCGAUGCCGCCCAAGAUGGCCCCCACAUGGGCAUGGCCACCACAGCAGUGGGCGUCGAGCUCGGAGCUGGGACGGACACGAAUGCAGUGCUCAAGUGCCACAGUCGUCAGCCAUCGGCAGCAGCAGCAGCUGGUGGAAAGUGCAGCAAUGCUGAUCACCAGCGGACGGACGACGAUGAUGAGGAUGAGGAACAGUUUCAUUCGCGAGACUGCGGCAUCUUGAAUUGUCGUCCCUAUGGCAUCCAAAGAUUCGCCCGCAUCAAGAUCUUUGUGCUGCUUCUUUCGCUGCUCGUGAUGAUGCAGCAAGCACUCAGCUCGGGUUACAUCAAUUCAGUGAUUACGACGAUCGAGAAACGCUUCGAAAUCCCCUCGAGUUACUCGGGUCUGAUUGCGUCCAGCUACGAGAUUGGCAACGUCAUCACCGUCAUCUUUGUCAGCUAUCUCGGUAGUCGGCGGCACAUUCCCGUCUGGAUUGGCAUUGGCGCCGUGAUCAUGGGUAUUGGCUCGCUGGUGUUUAUGGUGCCGCAUUUUACCGGCGAACCCAAUCCCGGCAUUGCCAUCAAGAACAAGACCAGCGACAACAUUUGCCGCAGCGCUCUUGUGCGUGACCAGGACAUGGAUCUGGGACGCCUCUCGAGCGGUCUCUCCAAUCAGCCCCUGGCACCACACACGCUCCGCGAGGACAAUUGUCUGGAGGGCAAAGCCUCCACCACGGGUCCCGUGCUGCUCUUUGUCCUAGCCCAGCUGCUGUUGGGUUGCGGUGGCAGUCCGCUCUUCACUCUGGGCACCACCUAUGUGGACGAUCAUGUGCGCACCGAGAGCUCAUCAAUGUACAUUGGCUGCAUGUACAGCAUGGCUGCUUUUGGCCCUGUCGUUGGCUUCCUGCUGGGCGCCUAUCUGCUUAGCUUUCACAUGGACUCGCUCUCAUCCACCAUCAUUUCGAUAACUCCUGGUGAUCGUCGCUGGGUGGGCAUGUGGUGGGGAGGCUUCCUCCUAUGCGGCGUCAUACUGCUCGUGGUCGCGGUGCCCUUCUUCAGCUUCCCCAAAGUGCUGACGCGCGAGAAGAAGAAGAUACGCAAGAGCAGCGUCGUCCAACUGGCGCUGCCCAACAACUCGAGUGCAACGGCUGCCACUGAUGAGCUGGGAAAGGUGAAGAAGGUGGAAAUUGUGGCCGUGACCAGCAAAGAGGAGGAGGCACAAUCCCCGCCCAAGGUGGACACUGGCUACGGCAAGGAUAUCAAGGAUAUACCCCAGUCAAUGCUGCGUCUGGUCAAGAAUCCCGUAUACAUUGUGACCUGCCUUGGCGCCUGCAUGGAGCUGAUGAUUGUCUCUGGCUUUGUGGUGUUUCUGCCCAAGUACCUGGAGACACAGUUCAGUCUGGGCAAGAGUCAGGCGAACAUCUUCACCGGCUCGAUUGCAGUGCCCGGCGCCUGUAUUGGCAUCUUCAUUGGCGGCUGUGUGCUCAAGAGAUUCCAGCUGAAACCGAAGGGCGCUGUGCAGUUUGUGCUGAUCACGAAUGUGAUCUGCUUGGCCUGCUAUGCCAUGUUGUUCUUCUUGGGUUGUGAUAAUCUCAAAAUGGCUGGCACAACAAUACCGUACUACACGAAGCAGGGCUCCACACUGGAGCAACCGUUCCAGGUGAAUCUCACGGCAGCGUGCAACUUUGGGUGCGAGUGCUUGACCAGCGAAGUGGAACCCGUUUGUGGCAACAAUGGCUUGACCUACUUCAGUCCCUGUCACGCCGGCUGCACUGCCUUCUCCUCCAGCUCCAAUUACACCAAUUGUGCAUGUGUUCACGCCAAUAUUUCAAGCAGCAUUUAUCGUGGCGCCGGCGGCAGUCAGGCUCAAGCUCUCAGUGCCAACGAGGACUUUGCCGAGGUGACUGUGGUGCCGGUGGCCACCGCUGGCCCCUGUGCCACGCCCUGUCGCACCAUUUAUCCCUUCCUCAUACUGCUCUUCUUCAUGACCUUCGUGGUGGCCUCCACGCAGAUGCCGCUGCUCAUGAUUGUGUUGCGAUCCGUGUCCGAGGAGGAACGUUCCUUUGCUCUGGGCAUGCAGUUUGUCAUCUUCCGCUUGUUCGGUUAUAUUCCCGCUCCUAUUCUGUUCGGCAAUCUCAUCGAUUCCACGUGUUUGCUCUGGAAAUCCUCAUGCGGCGAGAAAGGCGGUCGUUGUCUUAUCUACGACAUAGAAAAGUUCCGUUACAAGUAUGUGGGUCUCUGUGCCACCGUCAAGCUGGUGGCUCUCUUCAUCUUCAUUGUGGACUGGUGGCUCGUGCGCAGGCGCAAGCAGCUCGAGAAGAUGAAGCCUCUGAAUGCCAGCGAUCCCAUCAUUGGCUCAAUUAUCAGCUUGGACAAACUGUUCGAGGAGAAGCUGACGGGCAGUGAGCCGAACACAGGAUUCGUUGGCGGCAACGGAGAGCUGAUAAUACCCACAGACAUAAUGCGGCACUCGCGCAACGAUUCCCGCACCAUGCAGCUGGAGUACUGUUACGACAAGUGUGGACAGGUGAUACCAGUGCCGAGCACUUGCCACGUGCCGCAGACCAAGUCUAAGAAGCACUUCCGCAGCGCUUCCUGCGAUGUCAAAAUGAUACGUAGCUUUGCCAAGGAUCACAAUGUGGCUGGCGGAGUGGCGACUGCAUCGGCUGCAGAUGCAGCUGGCGACAAGUACAGGAAUCUGAAGAAACUGCAGUCGCAUACACGGAAUCAUUCGACGGAUCUGAAUCCGCAGGAUGCGCGUCACAAGACGCUGCGCGAUGAUCCCACGCUGCCCAUACGCUACAUACAGAAUCAGUUGCGGCCGCAGGAUUGCGCCGAGGAGGAUGAUGACGAUGAGCUGACCACGGGCUGUGGCCACUUCGUGAAGAAGCAUUCGCGGAAUCACAGCUACGAUCAGAUCUAUAUGCCCAAUAACAUACGCUUCGAUGCGGACUUUUUGCGGCAUCCACAUCAUGCGCACUCGCAUCACAGCAAUCCCAAGAAGAAUGUCAAUCUGCUGAAGAAUGUGGUCAGUGGCGAUGGCAAGUUGAAGAACUCCAAUGAGACGGAGGCAGCAGCAGCAGCUGUAGCUGGCGGUGGUUCGCGUUGCCAUUCACGCAACAACUCCAAGGAUCUGAAUAGUCAGCUGGCAUUGACUGAACCAGCAGCCACUGGUCUCAGCAUAUUGCGGCAUCGGCGCACCAACUCCAAGGAUCUGAACUACAGCAUAUUGCCAGAGACAUCUGUCGCCACAGCGGCGGCAGCUGCAUCUUCGCAAUCCUCCCACAGCAAUCACACGCGGAAUACGUCGCAUCACAAGAUACAGAUCGAUGAUGAUCGCAACGAGCUGAUCAACGACCAGGACAACGAGGAUGACGAGGAUUCCUCAGUACGCUUGUAGUUGCGCCGCUAGUUGAAUAAUGUUCCUCUGUGCUUAGUGUGAAGCAAUAAUCCAAUGCUCCUCCAAAACAAAACUCUUGCGUAGCUUUACGGUUUGUGGCAGCAACACAGCAACUAAAGCAUCUACAUUCCAGGCAAUGAAUGAAUCCAAAAUAUCCCCCAAAUUUCUCCAUCUAAAUGCCUGCAAGUUGUGACUUGAGCUGCUUUAUUUGUACUUACAACCAAGUGUUCAAUUGUACUUUCCUCGUAGAGAAAAAAAACCAAGUAACAAAAAAAAAGAUUAAUAAUCGUUUUUAUACAAGAAAAAAGAUGUUCAAACCGAUUCACUGAAAGCAAGACGCGCGUAUUGCAACCAAUAUUUAUGAAUAGUUUAAUUAUUCGAUAAGCAUUAGUAGCAACAACAACAACAAAAACCACAACAACAGUAACAAUAACAACAUAUUGUAGUUUUUUAGCUCGUUGUGAUAGGCAUAUUUUAUAUACUACAUACAAUAUGUGUAAGAAGAUACACUUUGGAAAUUCGCAAUGUUAAAUUAAUUUCGAAUUUGUGUAGAUGGAUUCGAAUUGUUUCCUUGACUUCUCCAAUCCCCAACAAUUUCGAUAGAACCCUGCUGAUGGCUUUUACUUAUCUACUUUACAUUGUGCAAUCUCUCGGUUUCGAAAAAAAAAACAUGGACAGAACAGAACAGAAAUUUAUUGACUGCGGAUACUAAUAGAAAAUGUUUUUGCGACUAAAUUAACCAAUAAUAAUACUAUUUAUAAAUGAGAUAAACAAUUGUCAAUGGAAAUUGUGCUGUGAAACAAUGUGUGAGUAAAUAAAACAUAAAAACAAAUGAAAGUAAAGAAAAGAAUGUUUAGAAAAUGAAAUAAAUGAAUGUAAAUUGUAUUAGAUAAGGAAUCCAUAUCAGAGCUCGACUAAAUGUGGCACGACGAAUUCCUUAAUACCCUCUAAAAUAAUGAUUAACAAAAAGCAUAAUGCAAACGUUUUAAUACAGAACAUCGUACUUUAAACGAUAAUGCCUUAAAUAUAUCAAUUAAUUAUACACUAAAGAUAAAUAUAAAUCUAAUAUAUAAUAACUAAUGUAAUGUAAUGUAAUGCAAAUGCAUUUUAGUGAACCGCAACUGCGUAACUAGUUAGUGUGUCUAUUAUUUUAAGUUAGUGCGUGUCUUUUGCAUCCGUAUGUGCAAUUCUGAAAGAAUUCUUUCAUAAAAUGUAUUGUAUCUUUAGAAUUCUGUUUGUGUGAUUUCUCAUCUUGAUUCGCUUAGUGCAAUUCCUGUAUUCAAUUAAAUGUAUUUAGAUUAAACUGAAGCAUAACACAACACAUAAUAUACCCUAAGUUUAUACACCAUGAACGCCAGAAAGGAAGAGCGUAAGAAAUCCGUGCACCCCACAAUAGAUAUAUAUAAUUAUACAAAUGAUAUACAUAUACAUACAUCUACAUUUACACAUACAUAGAUAUAUAUUUGAAAACAAAAUGGAUUUUAAUCACACAGUUAGCUGCGUAACAAUUAGGUGCGAGUAAAUUACACAUACACACCCACACAAUAACCAUACCAUGAGUAGAAUUUUAAGAAAUGCAUAUUUUUAUUUAGAGAAAAUAUUGAUAUAACUAACAACAAGAAAUGAAUGUAAUAAUAUUAUAUAUGAAAUGAAAACAUGAGACUAUUGACAAACAAAAUAAAUAAUAUAUGUACUAGACAAUUCCAAAGGUGUA
This is a messenger RNA of Drosophila nasuta, 6015 nucleotides long. RefSeq names its product Organic anion transporting polypeptide 30B (gene Oatp30B). The transcript is spliced from 9 exons. Gene Ontology annotation, cellular component: basolateral plasma membrane. The record is from RefSeq and is a predicted model, not a curated record. Gene Ontology annotation, biological process: sodium-independent organic anion transport; transmembrane transport. Lineage: Eukaryota; Metazoa; Arthropoda; Insecta; Diptera; Drosophilidae. Gene Ontology annotation, molecular function: protein binding. The coding region runs from base 627 to 4301 and encodes 1224 amino acids.